Messenger RNA from Bombina bombina (fire-bellied toad), 2724 nucleotides. RefSeq names its product actin binding LIM protein family member 2 (gene ABLIM2). The record is from RefSeq and is a predicted model, not a curated record. Gene Ontology annotation, molecular function: actin filament binding. Gene Ontology annotation, biological process: lamellipodium assembly; cytoskeleton organization. NCBI's taxonomy places the organism in Eukaryota, Metazoa, Chordata, Amphibia, Anura, Bombinatoridae. Gene Ontology annotation, cellular component: actin cytoskeleton. Bases 183 to 2123 code for a protein of 646 amino acids. The transcript is spliced from 21 exons.
AAAUGACUCUGUAGUUUGGGAACUAGCCACAAGCAAAGCCUCUGUUACGGGAUCUGUCUGCUUCCAGUGACCUUCCAAGUAGUCUGUUAACUACUCUGUAGUAUACACUUGAUGCUGAACAUUGGCAACCACAGUUCCUGUUUGCUUGCCAGCAUUUUCUGGGAUUACGCCCGACUGUCGAGAUGCCGGAGGACGUAGUUUCUCAACAACAGACAGUGCACAGCAAUCUAGAGAAGCCAACAGGAAAUGCAAUCCUCUGUAACAACUGUGGGAAUGCGUGUAAAGGCGAAGUUCUGAGGGUGCAGAGCAAAUAUUUCCAUAUCAAAUGCUUUGUUUGUAAAGUGUGCGGAUGUGACCUUGCCCAGGGAGGCUUUUUUGUGAGAGAGGGGGAUUACAUAUGUACUGAGGAUUAUCAGAAACUCUACGGAACACGUUGCCUCAGUUGCGAUGCAUUCAUUGAGGGAGAAGUUGUUUCUGCCCUAGGAAAAACUUAUCAUCCCAGUUGUUUUGUGUGUGCUCUAUGUAGAAACCCUUUUCCCCCUGGUGAUCGAGUGACGUUUAACGGCAAACAAUGCAUAUGCCAAAAAUGUACAGUUUCUCCAACCACGGGAAACAGCAAUUUCUCAAUGCAGUCUCUGAGAAACUGUGGUGGAUGCGGGUUAGAAAUAAAAAAUGGACAGUCCUUGGUCGCAUUGGAAAAACACUGGCAUUUGGACUGUUUCAAAUGCAAAACAUGUGGAAUACUUUUGAAGGCAGAGUAUAUAAGCAAAGAUGGAAUACCUUAUUGUGAAAUGGACUAUCACACCAAGUAUGGCAUAAAAUGUGACCAUUGUGAGAAAUACAUCACAGGAAAAGUUCUAGAGGCUGGAGAUAAACAUUAUCACCCAACCUGUGCUCGAUGUGUCAGAUGCAGUCAGAUUUUUGCAGAAGGUGAAGAGAUGUACCUUCAAGGUACUACAAUAUGGCACCCAGUGUGCAGACAAGCAGCCAAAACUGAAGAGAGAAAUAAAGAGACCAGAACAUCUUCAGAAAGUAUAAUCUCAGUACCUGCAUCAAGUACCUCGGGAUCUCCAAGUCGAGUUAUAUAUGCAAAACUCGGGGAUGAAAUUAUUGACUACAAGGAUUUGGCGGCUCUUCCUAAAAACAAAGCCAUCUAUAAUAUUGAUCGUCCUGACAUGAUCUCCUAUUCUCCUUAUAUCAGUUACUCUUCAGAUGACAGACAUAGUUAUGGGGAGGGAGAUCAAGAUGAUCGUUCAAUAAAACAAUACAGAGCCUCCAGCCCUAGUUCCACUGGAUCUCUGGGAUAUGGGCGUUACACACCAACGUCCCAUUCUCCUCAGCAUUGCAGCAGACCAGCUGGUACUCAGCCUUAUGGUACCAAUAGCUGCAUCUUCCUGUCCCAAAACACAAGCCCUACAUCUGCAUUCAGCCAUCAUUACAUCCCUUUCUUCAAAGGCAGUGAAAGUGGCCGGAGUACCCCAAGCAUGUCCAUGUGCUCAGACAGCAAAUCUUCAUGCUGCUCUUAUCAACAGGCUCCUAGACAUUUCCAUAUUCCAGAAACUGGAGUUAAAGAUAACAUCUAUAGGAAACCCCCCAUCUACAAGCAGCAUGCAUCAAGAAGAUCUGAAGGGGAUGAAAUCAAUUUAGACCCAGAUAGCAGGAAGGUGAAAACAAGUUGGUUGAUUCUCAGAGGAGAGGUGGAUUCUCAAAGUAAUUUAACAGAUACAGAUUCAAGGUCACUUUCACACAGUACUGGUAUCUACAAAGAUAUGAAUCUAAGGACAUAUAAAGAAACCUCUUACUCAGGAUUGCCUUAUUCUAAGUCUGCAUCACUUCCAGGGUAUGGUAAAAACGGACUUAACAGGGCUGCCAAUUUUGGUCAUUACGAUAUGGAUGAUAACUGCAGCUGGGGCAUGAGAGAUUACAAGAUCUAUCCCUAUGAAAUGUUGAUUGUAACUAAUCAGUUGCGAGUGAAAUUGCCAAAGGAUGUAGACAGAACGAGAUUGGAGAGGCACCUGUCAACAGAAGAAUUCCAGCGUGUCUUUGAGAUGACAAUUGAAGAAUUUGACCGCCUGGCGCUCUGGAAAAGAAAUGACCUUAAAAAAAAGGCUCUGCUUUUCUAACCUUUUACAGGCUUACAAACCCACGCACCCCUGCCAGACCUGCCAUCUGUACCUAUUGUUAAUGCCUCAUCACCUUUAUCAUUUUGGAGAAGAAAACAAGACAAAAUGAUCUAUCUACACAUCUGCAUGACCGGCCAGGUCUUGUGAUCACAGCUGGUCUAACCAAUUGUCCGUCAUACACUGCUUUAUUUACAGUAAAUGCAUUAUGUCAAUUACAAUGGUAGAGACAACUGUAAUAUGUGUCAUAAACAUUAUGUGUAAGUCAUUUAUUUAUUGCCUAGAAUAAUGAGGAGAGAACAUACUAUUGGUUGCAUUUAAAUUACUCAGCUUAUACACUGAAGGCCAAAGAAAAGCAUGAAAACCACAAUAUUUUUGUGUGUGGUUUAUUGUAAAUGUGGAAAGUUAAACUAACAAGAUAACAAGGCACUUUAUACAUAGUUUUCUAAAACAUGCUUCUCACUAGCACUUGUUGAGCUUAUGACAUUGGAGAAACUAACGCUAAGAUUAAAAAAUUGUCUUGUUAUAUAAUAGAUGCCAUUUGUGUGGUAGAAGCUCUGACAUCUAGAUGGCGCUAUACAAAUAAAGUUACACCUAAACACUU